Aspergillus nidulans FGSC A4 is the source of this 2346-nucleotide messenger RNA. RefSeq names its product protein imeB (gene imeB). NCBI's taxonomy places the organism in Eukaryota, Fungi, Ascomycota, Eurotiomycetes, Eurotiales, Aspergillaceae. The transcript has 3 exons. The record is from RefSeq and is a predicted model, not a curated record. The coding region runs from base 1 to 2346 and encodes 781 amino acids.
AUGACUGUCUGCUACGAACAUCCCUCGCGGGGCCUCACGCCGACCUCAAUGGCGACGCUGUCAGAUCGAUUUGAAUUGAUGAAGGAGGUUGGUGACGGCAGCUUUGGUAGCGUUGCGGUAGCACGUGUACGAACCGCCGGUUCCAACAUCGCCCGUCGGGGCACUCUGGUUGCCAUCAAAACAAUGAAGAAGACAUUCGAUUCAUUGGCUCCAUGCUUGGAGCUGCGGGAAGUGAUCUUCCUUCGAACGCUCCCUCCUCACCCUCACCUGGUCCCGGCCCUUGACAUUUUCCUCGACCCGCUCACCCGCAAGCUGCACAUCGCCAUGGAGUACAUGGACGGCAAUCUUUACCAGUUGAUGAAGGCACGAGACCACAAAUACCUGGACGGAAAGCAUGUCAAGAGUAUCCUCUACCAAAUCCUGUGUGGUCUCGACCAUAUCCACGCCCACCACUUCUUCCACCGGGAUAUCAAGCCAGAGAACAUCCUGGUUUCCACAUCCGCUCCGAACGACUCCACUUUCAGCCGCUAUUCGAAUCUCGUCACUCCUCCAUCUACCCCUACGACUUAUACAGUGAAGAUUGCCGAUUUCGGUCUCGCUCGUGAGACGCAUUCCAAGUUACCUUACACCACAUACGUUUCCACACGAUGGUACCGCGCUCCAGAGGUUCUUCUACGUGCGGGCGAAUACUCUGCGCCCGUAGAUAUGUGGGCUGUUGGUGCCAUGGCAGUGGAGAUUGCGACGCUCAAGCCCCUUUUCCCCGGCGGUAACGAGGUUGACCAAGUUUGGCGUGUCUGUGAGAUCAUGGGCAGCCCAGGGAACUGGUACAGCAAGUCUGGUGCUAAGCUUGGUGGUGGUGAGUGGAAAGACGGCUCUCGGCUCGCGCAGAAGCUAGGCUUUACGUUCCCAAAGAUGGCACCCCAUUCAAUGGAAAGCAUUCUGCCAGCCCCACAGUGGCCAGCGGCUCUGAGUAACUUUGUGACCUGGUGUCUUAUGUGGGAUCCCAAGAAUCGACCUACCUCUUCACAGGCAAUGCAGCACGAAUACUUCGCUGAUGCAGUGGAUCCCUUGAGCGUGAGACCGAGGUCCUCAACUGCACGACUUCUCGGUCGAAAGCAGUCUGAAAAGAGCGUCAAAUCUCCCACCAAGGAUACCUACGAAUCCCCCACGCUAUCGUCUAAACCAUCAUGGUUCAGAAGGUCAUUAAUUGGCAGAUCAGAGAGCCCUGCUCUUGUUGAGCCCGAGCAGCCUUCCAAGCCAACACUCCCUGCACUUGACUCGAAUGUUGAUCCGCAGUUGCUGAAGCCAAAACACUCCACAAGCAAACGUGCUACUUGGGCUCAUGGUGCUCCAAUGCCAAUCCUACCCUCCAUCCGUCCCGUCUCUCCUCUAUCUAACGCAGUCACUGCCCAAGCCAAUCCUCCAGCCCAAGAAUCAAAUACCAACGCCGCCAAGUCAAGCAAGAAGAUCGGCCGUCAACUUUCAGUUAACUCUCACGGAAAUCACUAUGGCGAUGUCCACCGACAAGAAGCGGAGAGAGCACUGAACGGCCUAGGAAACAACAGCACCAGUACCAUCAGCCAGAAGGAGAGCUUCUUCUCCCACCUUCGGAAACGCGCUCGCCGACUCUCCGGUCGCAACCAGAAUGCGAUGAAUGAUGAUAUUGAGGCCAACGCGGGCUGCAUGCCUUGGUCAAAUCGUUCAUCGCUAGCUCUGGAUUCUGUCAACGUUAGUGAGGCAAAGCAAAACUCUGAUUUUUCGGAGUUAGACAAGGCCGUUCAGAACGUGAGGUACUCCAUGGAUUCGGCCGCUUUGGGAAACGUUCCGGUUAGCAUCACCACCCCUGUUGAAGCUAGCAAGCGUCAGUCAAUGCCUCAAGGGUCCAUUCGCUCAAUGGGAGAUAGCCCGGCCUCGAUGAAUGGUAAUGGUGGGCCAAUAUCGAGUCGCACCCGACGUGCGAUGCAGAUGACCAACCACCCGGUUCACCGCUACGAGACACCCGAGGAGGAGGAUGAGCUUCUAGAUGAAGUCCUGCACUCCGCCAGCAGUGCUGCAAUGCGUUUGGCACAAGCACAGAUGUCAGACACAUCGUCAAACUACAGCCGUCCUCUGUGCAACGAGCAAUCCCACAAUUUGCCUAGUCCUUAUCCCACUCCUUCGCCGUCGGCUAAAUGCGACGGAGUGUCUUUCGGUAAUGAGGAUGCCGCACCGAACAGACGCCUACCACUUUCGGACGAAAAAUCAGCCACUAGUGCAACCCGUCAGUGGCCUACACCGCCAUACGAUGAUGGAGACUGGAUGAACCCAGCCUCCACAAAAUUUUUGACAGGCUCCACCUACAGGUAG